AUGUUCUUCCGAGGGGGACCUUGGCUUUGGCUUUACAUCAGAACAAGUAUCAUCCUAGGAAGAUUAAGUAGCCAAAAGCAACAUGGGAAAAAUAUUUGUUAUCAGUUUAACAAGUUUCAGUGCAGCUUCAAGGAAGCAGAAAAUUACUGUCAUGUCCAGGGAGGAAAUCUUGCUCACAUUUGGAGCCAAGAGAUUCAAGAGUUCAUCUGGGACUUUCUAGAACAAGAGCAGAGGUGGUGGGUUGGGCAAAAUGCAACACUGAUGAAAACCCGUCAAAAACACAACCCAGCAGAUGUUGCAAGCCACCAAGCCACAGAGCUCCCAUACUGCACCUAUAUGUCCAAAAACUCCAACUGGACUGCACCGAAAGAGGACCCCUGCUCCGUGGGGCACUAUUUCAUCUGCCAGGCUGCCCAGCAGAGUGAAAAGUCCAAGAUGCUGUGCAAUUCCGAAAAUCCGUUUCCUUUGGCGCCACCAAACGUGACACAGCAGGAAGUAUCAGUCUCAUCCAUCCCUCCCAGCCAGCCUCCCCACGUCACAGAUGAAAUAGUGAAGAACUUUAGCAGGGCAAUUCAUGGUUUGCAAACUCACAAUGAAUUGCAAAAGGCUUGUGAGGGCCUCCAGAAGCUGACCACCUUCAUGCCAAAAUUCUCCAAGCAAACUAAGAUCAUUGUCAUCGAUUCCCUUGUCUUCCUGAGUAAGCGGCUACAGAAUAUUCCGCUUCCUGACAGCUUCCUGCACGCGGAAGAUUCUGUGACCGUCAGCCUCUUCAAUUCCCUCAACAAUGUAAUUAAAGCUGGUGAUGCAGGUCAGGAGAGGUCCAACUUUGAUGACGAACAGGUAAAAAACAUGCUGGAAAUGUCCUUUCAGGCUCUUGGGGAGAUCCAGAAAGCAUUUAUACAGCAAAAUUCAUCUUCUGAGUCUUCACUGACUUUGACCUCUUCUGUUGCUACUCUGAUGCUGAGCAGCCAAAACAUAUCAACUUUGCCUCUGAGCUCUUUCACUGUGGGAGACCCUGCACCUGUGAGGCUGGGCUUUCCGUCUGCUUCAGCUCUGGAGGAGCUCUUGGAUAAACACCCGGGAGUUAACGUCCAGAUAACAGCACUAGCUUUCAACCCCUUCAAGAAUUUUGAUGACAAGAACAUUGUUGGAAGCAUUGGGAGCGUGUUACUAAGCUCUAAUCACAAACUGCUUGAAGUCCAUGAUUUAAAGGAAGAAAUUGAGAUCAUACUGUGGAGAAAUGCCAGCGUGGAAAUCCAUCCCACCAGCCUCAACCUGAGCGUAGACCGUUUUGUGAUCACAGUGAACGUCACGUCCCAGGAAAAAUCCCUGCUUGUGAGCGUAGAACCUGAAAGCCCUCUUUUAAUCACACUCUACCUGGGCUUCCAGUAUCAGCCGAACCACACUCAUUUCCACCAGAGCAUUACUCUUCCAAAGAAUUGGGUGCAGCAGAAAGAUGAGGAAUACACCUGGGUGCUGACUUCCGAGAGUCUGCAGUAUGGAGCGGGCACUUACUACAUAUCAGCUGUGCUGAACAAGAGCAAGGAGGAAGCCCAGCGGACGCCUAUCCUGUUCUCAAUCCUGACUGCUGCCACUCAGUGUUAUUUCUGGGACAGCUACAACAGGACAUGGAGGAGCAGCGGGUGCCAGGUUGGGCCGCAGAGCACACUUUGGAGGACGCAGUGUCUCUGUGACCACUUGACCUACUUCGGCAGCGACUUCUUGAUUGUGCCCAGGACAGUGAAUGUUGAAGACACAAUCAAACUGUUUCUUCGUGUGACCAACAACCCAGUAGGGGUAUCGCUGCUGGCCAGUGUUUUGGGAUUCUAUAUGAUUGUAGCUGUGUGGGCUUGGAAAAAGGAUCAAGCAGAUAAACGGAAGGUGAAGGUCACUGUCCUGGCUGAUAACGAUCCCAGCUCUCAAUUCGGCUACCUCAUUCAGGUCCACACUGGCUAUCGGAGAAGGGCCGCUACAACAGCCAAGGUGGUUAUCACCCUGUAUGGCUCAGAGGGGCGGAGCGAGCCACAUCACCUGUGUGACCCUCAGAAGGUCGUCUUUGAGCAAGGGGGGCUGGACGUCUUCCUGCUCACCACGCCAUCCUCCCUCGGCGAGCUGCACAGCCUUCGACUCUGGCAUGACAAUUCUGGCAGCAGCCCCUCUUGGUACGUGAGCCAAGUCAUUGUAAGUGACAUGGUGGUUCAGAGGAAGUGGCAUUUCCUGUGCAAUUGCUGGCUGGCUGUGGACCUAGGGGAGUGUGAGCGUGACCGGAUCUUCACGCCUGUCUCAAAGAGAGAGCUCUUUUCCUUUAGACACCUGUUUUCCUCCAUGAUUGUGGAAAAGUUCACGCAGGAUCAUCUGUGGCUCUCGGUGAUAACACGGCACCCCUGGAGCCAGUUCACCAGAGUCGAGCGGCUGUCGUGCUGCACGGCCCUGCUUCUCAGCAGCAUGCUCGUCAACGUCAUGUUCUGGAAGAGGAAUGGCACCACGGCCACGAGAGACGCGCAGGUGGAUACAUUUAUUGUAACCUGGUCUGAAAUACUUAUCAGCAUCCAAACAGCUGUCAUCCUUUUCCCGAUCAAUCUUAUAAUUGGACAUCUCUUCUCACUGAUUCAAACAGAGGACCCUCCGCCUCUCUUUCCCUCCAUCCAGACACUCUGCCCCUCAGACGGUGCCUCUGAGCGUCUCUCUGUCGCAAAGGUAGUUGAGGAAUUAAAGGAAAUUGUGGGAUUCCUGCUCAGAAGGAAUAGAGAUCUACUUUCAGAAUGUGAACAAUUGUCAUGGAGUUCUUACAACAUUAACAGGCUGGUGACACUUUUGUCCAAACUUAUUCAUUCUCAGUUAGAGAUGCAAGGCUGUCAUCAGCAGACAGGAUCCACUUGGACAAAUGUGGUUCCUGAAAGCCACCAUCACUUCUGCUGUUACCUGCGGCGGGUUCUACAGAGGCUGCAGUCUCAGCUGGGCGCACUGGGUGCCACCGAGCUCCACCAGCCUUGUGAUUUCCUGAGUGCAGCCAGCCAACUGCAAAAGCUCCAGGAAAUCUUGGAAACACACAUUCUUUCCACGGAGCAAGGACCGUCCAGGGAGACGACCAGUUUCCCACUCCUGACCUCAGAGGAGGAGAAGCAGCCCCUCUUAAACGGCCUGCGUGGAUGGUUGGCUUAUCCCUGCUGGCUCCUCCUGGGUAUCAUUAGUCUGGCCUCAGCCUACUUCACAGCACUUUAUAGCCUGGAACUGAACAAAGAGCAAGCCACCAGCUGGGUGAUCUCCUUGGCACUCUCAGUGCUCCAGAACACCUUCAUCAGCCAGCCGGCAAAGGUGAUCAUCCUCUCAUUCUUCUUCUCACUGAUGCUGAACAGGACGCCGUGGCUUAGGAAGCAGAGGGAACAACAGAUGAAGAGGAUCUUGGCCCUCGUGGCUAACUCAGGAUGCUCUGCACCAUUACCUGGAACCAGAGAUAAGAACAACCCCAUCUACGUGGCCCCAGCGAUGAACAGCCCAGUCCUGCCUCCAAGGAGGACGCUGAGAAAGAAGCAGCUCCUCAGACUGACCGGAGAUAUUUUGGUGCAAAUUCUCUUCCUGAUUUUGCUGAUGACUACAAUCUAUUCUGCAAAGAACUCUAACAGAUUUUACCUCCAUCAAGCCAUCCAGAAGAGCUUUACUAAUCGUUUCUCAGAGAUCAAGCUUCUUAAAGAUUUCUACUCCUGGGCCAAUAACAUCCUCCUUCCUAACCUGUAUGGAGGUUACAGAGGUAAGAACACAGUCCUGGGAGUCUUACAACAUCUUAAACAGAGCAACUGGCUGGACCAACACACCAAAAGCCUCUUUGUAGAAUUUGUGGUCUUCAAUGCUAACGUGAACCUGUUCUGUGUUGUAAUCCUCAUUUUGGAGUCCAGCAGAAUGGGUGCUUUCUUCACCUCUGUGAAGCUGGACAGCUUAACUGCCCUUUAGAUAUCGAGGAACAGCUUUGCCUGGUCAAUUACCUCACAAGUCUUCUAUUACCUACUAGUCUGUUACUACACUUUUGUCCAGGGCUGUCGGCUGAAAAGUCAGAGGUGGAAGUUCUUCUCUAGGAAAAGAAACAUUCUGGACACAGGCAUAAUCCUCCUGAGUGUCAGCAUCUUGGGACUUGACAUGAAGCGCAUUUCUCUGCACAAGAAGAACUUGGCACGAUACCGCCACGACCGGGACGGGUUCAUCAGCUUCUAUGAGGCAGUAAGAAUGAACUCUGCUGUCAUUUACCUCACGGGCUUCCUGGUUCUGCUGGGAACUCUCCAGCUGUGGAGCUUGCUGCGUCAUGACCCCCGGCUGCGAGUCAUCGACAGCACGCUGAGCAAAGCCUGGGACGAGGUGGUGGGCUUUUUGCUGGUCAUCCUGAUCCUGCUGAUGGGCUAUGCCAUUGCUUUUAACUUGCUGUUUGGGUGGAUCGUCUCUGACUACAGAACCCUUUUCAGCGCCACAGUGAAUAUCGUUGGUCUCCUGAUGGGAAUCUCUCACUACAGAGAGGUUAUUGCUAUAGACCCAGUCCUGGGCUCCAUUCUCAUCUUCACCUGUGUCGUCAUGAUGGUACUUGUGAUCAUUAACCUUUUUGUUUCUGCCAUUCUAAUGGCCUUUGGUGAAGAAAGGAAGUCUCUCAAGAAAACAGCUGCACUGGUAGAUAUGCUGACACAAAAGCUCUCGAGCUUGUUAGGAAUCCAGCACCAGAACGCACCCUCGUCUGAACAGCUACCAUGA
This is a messenger RNA of Elephantulus edwardii (Cape elephant shrew), 4731 nucleotides long. RefSeq names its product polycystic kidney disease 1-like 3 (gene PKD1L3). Lineage: Eukaryota; Metazoa; Chordata; Mammalia; Macroscelidea; Macroscelididae. Gene Ontology annotation, molecular function: protein binding; calcium channel activity. Gene Ontology annotation, cellular component: membrane. The record is from RefSeq and is a predicted model, not a curated record. Gene Ontology annotation, biological process: detection of mechanical stimulus. The transcript is spliced from 30 exons.